Temnothorax curvispinosus is the source of this 3765-nucleotide messenger RNA. It is a transcript of the gene Nup133, whose product is annotated as nuclear pore complex protein Nup133. The record is from RefSeq and is a predicted model, not a curated record. NCBI's taxonomy places the organism in Eukaryota, Metazoa, Arthropoda, Insecta, Hymenoptera, Formicidae. Gene Ontology annotation, cellular component: nuclear pore outer ring. Bases 178 to 3582 code for a protein of 1134 amino acids. The transcript has 5 exons. Gene Ontology annotation, biological process: transcription-dependent tethering of RNA polymerase II gene DNA at nuclear periphery; poly(A)+ mRNA export from nucleus; protein import into nucleus. Gene Ontology annotation, molecular function: protein binding; structural constituent of nuclear pore.
UUGUCCCAAAUUUUAGCCAAAUUAAUUAACGAAUCUCAUUUCACUUAUGCUCGUUUUAAUCAGUAAGAUCAGCCGCAAGCUGGUACAGAGCCGGAUUUUCCAUUUUGGCUUUUAAAAAAUUUAUAAUAAAUAAAAUACGGACUCGCAGCUAAGCAACCCGACAGAGGAUUUAAAGAAAUGGAUCGUACAAACAUGGCAAGCCCGUUAGGGAGGACGUUAGCUUCCCCUAGAAAACGAAUGUCAAUAAUUCAAUCACUGAAGAAAAAUAGUUCCACGACGAGCGUGUCUGUACGGACAAAUCAAUCUGUACAAGUGGUAUGCAGGACACAGAACCACACGGUGGAAAGCUUCGGUUCUCCAUUGCCAGUUUUAGUUACGGAGGCAUUGACAUUUGUAGAUCGGAAUACGGCUGUCAGCGUUAAUGUAUCUGUGGAUGGUUGGGCCUGGCUUGUCUAUGGUCGCAAAUUACUUGUGUGGCAAUGUAAAACCAAUAUUCACGAUCCUAAGCAAAGAAGAACCUUUAAGACUCAGUGUCGCGAAUUGUUGCUACCUCAAAGUGAUUUGGCUCAUAAAGCGGAUUGCAUAGCAGUCUGGGUACCACCAGGUCACCAGGUUCCUAGCUGCAUGGCAGUCUCGCCGGAAGGAGUGGUGCGUUUCUGGGCGAGUGUGGCACACGAAGGAUCUUCCGUAGAGACUAGCGCUGAACUCGCGGGACAGGAAGUGGAUUGUCUUAUACACAUACCAGGCCAUGGAUGCAUUCUAGCCACGACUACGUGUACGGUGGCGCUCUUACAGCCACAGUUCAACAGUGGAAAGAACCAAAUUACGUGCCAGGUACUUCGAACGAGUCAGGGAUGGCUCGGCGGUAUAGGUCGCAGAAUGACCUCCCUUAUUUUCGGGGCGAUACCACAAUCGCCUGUCACGGAAACGAAACUGGUGAAAGUCACGUGCACGUCACUGGACGAGAAAGCCUCGAGAGUUCUCAUUCUCGCCGGGUCUUCCCUGCAGUAUUGGUUUUUUUCUUGUAACGAACAGGAGAAAAUGGAAUUUGACGAGGACAUCACUCAUAUCGUUCAGCAAGCAUUUGCAAGAAAAAUUUGGGAGUCAAGCCCUCAAAACAUGAACACGUGGUUCGUCGAUAUGCAGACAUGCGAGGAAGGAAUAGUUCUUUUAAUGGCGGCCCAUUGCGCCGACAUAUCCAUACAAAUUCAUUUUGCACUUGGAUUAUUACCCUUGGUCGGCACGACAUUGUCAAACUCGUUUAAAUGGUUUAUACCAGUGAAAAUCGACCCAAUAUUUUAUCACAACGAUAUAGAAUCGAGGCUAGUUUCCUAUCAUUUCAUAUUGUGCGGUUGGGAGGCAGUUAUAUACAACCAGCACAACGUCCUCGUAGUUAACACCGCAUCUGAAGUCGAGCAAGAUAAGAUUGAUCUGGUGAGAGGUGGCGAGGAUGGUAUACUUGGCGGUGCUAUAUGCUCGUCGACUCCAGUUUUGUUCACAAAAAGUAUUGGUCUCAUAUCCAUUACGCCGGUGGACUUUGCGGUGCAGGAUUUUAAUACCGGGUACACAGAUACCACCAUGAGCAUGGACUACACCUACAAAGUGAAUCAAACCGCCCAGAACUUUUCCACUCUUAUAAGCAACGAUGAAUUACAUGAUAUGUAUUGCAGCUCGGAUGCGGCUACACAAUUACGCGCCGCCUUUCUUCUAAGUCUGCGACAGAAUAAGGCGCAAUGCGACGAGAUUCUUUCGCAGCUGUUUCCUCUACAGGAGGAUCCGGUAAUGGACAUCGACGCUACUCUCGACACGCUCGUUUUAAAGGUCGCGAAGGAUUUGAUCGAUGAUUAUCCGGCGAACGAUCCGAGAUGGGCUCAUCACAGAGAUCUGUCGAUGACGGUGAACGCGGUCACCUCUAUGCAAAUACCGCAUCAACUAGAAGGUAAACAAAAGGCAUUAGAUCUCUUCGUAAUGUUUUUGAAGGAGCACAACUUGUGGAACAGGUUCUGCGCGGUCACAUGCAGGGGAACUAUCAUGUCUACGUCCCACAUGCUCGGGGAAUACGCGGAGAAAAUAGUCGCGACGUUGACUCUGUACAGUCUACAAAACAGAUAUGCGGAAAUCGUAGACGCGGUCGUAGAACAGACGUUGAGUCAGAAGGAAGCGUACGUGUCCGACGAACUUACGGCGCGUGACGUAUUCUACCGCGAGGUAAGCACGGUGCACUUGUUUCUACCGAUUCUGGUGGAGAAGACCGUGGAGAUCACGCAGUCUGAGAGACCUUUGCAACAGGUUGGCCGGUACAUUGUGCAGGUCAACGCCAUUUUACUGGCCGUGUUGUACGAAGUGGUAAAGUAUCGUCAGUACAACGCUGAACGCUUUGUCCCUGCCAAGUUUUCGAACGAGAUAACGGAAUAUCUCCCUUGGACGGCCGCACCGGGUAAACACGGCUUGAGAAACUGCCUCAAUACGAUGCAAAGCAUCACCGUUAAGCACGGCGUGACCGCGACCGGCGACUCCACCGUGAGAAACGAGCUGUAUGAACAACUGGUCAGCUUGAUCGAUUUGAUAUUGGACGGAAGAAAGUGUCAUUUGGAGAGCAUUCGCGGCACGGAGAAGUUCGAGGUUCUCUUGAAGCAAUACGAAACGGAACGCGCCAAUCUGAUACAGCCGCUGAUAAAGGAGGAGCAAUACGAUAAUGCCGCUAUGCUCGCUGAGAAAUAUUGCGACUUUCCCUCGCUCGUGCAAAUCUGUGAGUUGACCGACAAUAAGAAUCGGCUGGAUGGGUAUGUCGAAAAGUUCGCGGCGCAGGAUUUCGCCGGCUUCUUAUUUUCAUGGUACGUGAAGGAUGGACGUCAGGGGCAGUUGGUCGAGAGAUGCAGACGCGGCGGUACCGCGGAGUUGACGGAAAAGCUGUCGGAGCAUCCAACCCUGUCCUGGGUGCAAGCGGCGCUGACCGACGAGCUGCGAUUUGCCGCCAAUACGCUUCACACUUUGGCGGUUCAGGAGUCCGAGUUGGUUACCCGUAAAAAGUCGAUGCUCUCGUUAGCCAAGAUGGCUCUACUCGCGUCAGACGACCCGGAGGAUAAGGUGAUGGACUGCGUGAAAACGAUCGACAACGAAUUGAUGCUUAUAGCUUACCAGGAGGACCUGCCGGCACAAGUGCUCACUACAUACGGCUACGAUAUCAAGAAGUUGCGAGUACUCACACCGAGGGAAUUAAUUAUGCUGUACACCUCGAGUGACAAUUUCAUUGCCAAUGAGUACGAUUUCAAGAAGGCUCUCGAUUUGCUCGACUACGUAGAGCAUGAGGAGGACAAGUCGUCUCUGAGAUUGCAAAUUUGGGCACGCGCGGCUCGGCGAAAUCAAUGGGACAACGUAGAGAAGAAUCCCGAUCAACAAGUUCAAGAGACCUUAUUUUUCAAGUUGAUGGAUCUCACGUACUUCAUGGGUGGGAAAGCGGAUGAAUUUUUGCCGCACAUUGAUAUGCUUCUUAAAGAACCAGAGCUCGGGGAACUUGCUGUUUCUAGUAAUUUUCAAUUUCUUAUAAAAUUGAUAUACGAAUAUGCUUAUCGAAGCUAUUGAUGUAUAAAAUAUUCACGAGUAUAAUUAUAUUUUUGUACGCAAUAAAGGAAAGAAAAAUUGUAUACAUAAAUAUCGACUUGCAAAGCAACGAUACUACUAUUAUCACCACUACAUUAUUAUUUCUAUCUUACUAAUGACGCAUUAAAAUUUUGUCGUUAAGGGGAUCCUAUAGUGGCAGUAGUU